AUGGGGGCCAGGCAGUCUGGGGCCCGCCGCAAGGACAAGGGGCCCCUGGGGCGGGGGCUCCUGCGGGGGAGGCAGAAGUUCUCUUCGUGGGAGGAUGCUCUGCUUCCUGGGAGGGACCCGCGCUGCCUGCUGAAGCGGGGGCUGCGCCAUGUCAGUUUCAGCCUGGUCACCAAAGGCAUGACGGACGCGCCCGACUUUCUGUGGGGCCUGUCCGAGAUGCAGAAGCUCAACCUGUCCCACAACCAGCUCCGGGCAGUCCCUCCCGAGCUGGGGAAGCUGACGCGGCUGGUGGUCCUGAACUUGUGCGGGAACCGCCUGAAGACGCUACCCCGGGAGGUCAGCCUCCUGCAGAGCCUCAAAGUCCUCUUCGUGCACAUGAACGGCCUGACGGAGCUGCCAGCGGAGCUCGGCGCCUGCCGGAGCUUGGAGGUCCUGAGCGCGUCGCACAACUGCCUGUCCCAGCUGCCCACCAGCCUCGCCGACCUGUCCCGGCUGCGCAAGCUGAACCUCAGCCACAACCGCUUCGCUCACAUCCCCGUCUGCGUGUUCUCGCUCAAGGAGCUGGACUUCCUGCACGUGGGCUCCAACCGCCUGGAGAACAUUGCCGAGAGCAUCCAGUGCCUGGCCGGCCUGCAGAUCUUCAUCGCUGAGGGCAACCACAUCCACACCUUCCCACGCUCACUCUGCCUGCUCACAAGCCUGGAGCUGCUGAACCUGAACAACAAUGACAUCCAGACGCUCCCUGCGGAGCUCUACAUGCUCUGCAAGCUGACCAGGAUCGCCUGGAACCCCAUGGACAAAGGGCUGCACAUUUCCCGCAACCCUUUAUCCAAACCUCUGCCCGAGCUGCUGGAGGGGGGUCUGGAGAUGCUCGUCAGUUACCUGAAGGACAGAAAACACACCUGAUGUUGGCGUUGGAGGCACCGACAAGACUCGGACGGGAACUUCCCUAGUCUAAACCCUCUCCUCUUCCUGUUGCUGUGGGUCGAGGCUUGUGUUACUAUGUGCUGAGUUGUGCUGAACGCCCCUUUUAACCAGGUGUUUGCUUUUUAGCUCUGUAUACUUCUAUGAGUGGGCUCCUUAGGUGGCUCAGCUGUAAAGAAUACACCUGCACUGCAGGAGAUGCGGCUUCGAUCCCUGGGUAAUGGGAAGAUCC
Molecule: messenger RNA, 1156 nt
Organism: Capra hircus (goat)
Lineage: Eukaryota; Metazoa; Chordata; Mammalia; Artiodactyla; Bovidae
Gene: LRRC30
Product: leucine rich repeat containing 30
Exons: 1
Coding region: 1-906 (301 amino acids)
Molecular function (GO): protein binding
Source: RefSeq, a predicted model, not a curated record